GCUAAUUUUUUCGUAGUUGGUAGAACUCGACACUCGUCCCGUUACGUGUUUUACAGGUUCCAUUUGUUUAAUGCUUUGUUUUGUUGUAGUGUAGUUAUUUUAUGGAUUACACUUUUACAGGCGUUGUAUGAAGUAUUUUCGCGGUUUAUUUUGUACGUAACCUCAAAUUUGUUGGCGGUAAUUUUCAGGAUUACAUCUCCAAUUUGUAGAAAAACUCAAAAAGUGCGCAAUGAUCAACAACGUACUUAUAUCGAAGUACAACAGCCUAUGCUUGACAAAAAUUGUGACAAAACCGUUGUCCAUACACUAGAAACACCAAAUCAAAAAGAAAUUGGAGUUAAAGAUGUUUAUAACCUAUUGUUAAGGCUCACAAGAAAGCAAGAGUUAUUACAGCUGGUAGUAACGGACAUAAAGGAAAGUUUAAUUAAAAUGGAGACUGUAUUAUUGAGAAACCAUCAGGUUGACGUAGAAACAGGAGAUGCGGAAUCCAUUUUCCUUAAAUUUAACCUACCCAUUGAUGGUGUCGAGAAGCUAAAAGAAUUUGAAGCUUACUUCAUUGAAAAUGAGAAAGCAUUUAAAAAAGCAGUUCAUGAAGUAUCUCAAUUAGGAGGGAAGCAUUUGUAUGACUUUAUUUAUAGGGCUGGGAGAACAUUAAUUACAAAUAGCUUCGCAUCAAAGUUCAGCUACUUGGGAAAGCGACAGAAAGAAUCUUUUAAAAUUCUUAAGAUGAAUAAUUUGUUGAUAGAAUCUGCUAUGCAUCUUCAUAAACAAGCUACUGUCAAGGAUGUAGAGGUGGAGAUCUCGAAAUGGCUUAAAAGAGCUGCAGAGAGGGCAAAAAAUGAAAAAGAAUAAGUCUACUUUUAUCUUCUUUCGACCUAACUUUUAAAAUAAAUUAAUUCAUAUUUAAAAUAUAUUGUUUUUAGUUUUCACCCAACACUACAUCUAUAUAAGAUUUAUUUUGAAUUUGUAUGUAACAGUUAAAAUAAAAUUUCUUAAUUUCUUGUUCCA
Messenger RNA from Photinus pyralis (common eastern firefly), 1008 nucleotides. RefSeq lists its product as uncharacterized. The record is from RefSeq and is a predicted model, not a curated record. Lineage: Eukaryota; Metazoa; Arthropoda; Insecta; Coleoptera; Lampyridae. The transcript is spliced from 6 exons. The coding region runs from base 268 to 852 and encodes 194 amino acids.